AUGCCUGGUUUUGAUGAUAACUUUGCUGUGAUGGGAGAAUGCUUAGACCCUAGUUCUAACCACAAGAAGAGAUCCAAAGCAGAACUUGAUAGAGAAGUCUCUUUAGAAGACAUUAAAAAUAAAGCUUUUCUGCAAACAAGCUUAGAAGAGAAACCGUGCUAUACACGCAAUAGUCUUAGUGAAAGGAUUGCUGCAAGAACCGGGUUUAAAGUUCCCAAGUUAAAGACUGAGAGUCUCUUCCCAUCUCCAAGUUUAACCAUCUCUUCAGAAACUCUACUAGAGUCUCCUGUUUUCCUCUCAAACCCUUUGACAUCUCCGACCACCGGAAAGCUCUCAUUAGCCAAAGAUGAGUUCAUUGACGACAUAGCCACAUCUUUAACCUUACAGUCCAUUUCAACAAGGAGCCACGAUCCUACAAACAUCGGUUCAGAACCGUAUGAUUCCCAAGGACAUCAUAACGGUUUAGGAGACUUGAUGCCUAGUGUUGCACCUGAAGAUGAUGGAUACAACUGGAGGAAAUACGGACAGAAGCUGGUUAAAGGAAGCGAGAAUCCACGUAGCUAUUACAAGUGCACACACCCGAACUGUGAGGUUAAGAAGAAGGUUGAACGGUCCCAGGAAGGUCAUAUUACAGAGAUCAUAUACGUGAAAGCUCAUAAACACCCUAAACCUCAAACUAACCGCCGUUUAGGCUCUGGACCAUCCGGUGCGAGUAAUGACAUGCAUAUAGAUGGAACCGAACGUGAAGGUUUUGCUGGAACCAAUGAGAACUUACAAUGCACAUCACCUGUUUCUGAAGAGGUUGGAUAUGGGGAUGCAAGAAGUGAUGUCUUCUUUAAAGAUGAAGAAGAUAGACAAGUAGAUGAAUCUGAGCCGAAGAGGAGGAAACUGGAAACAAGUGGAUCAACACGAGGCCCCCGUGUGCCAAAAGUCGUGGUGAAGACCACAAGUGACAUUGACAUCCUAGACGAUGGCUACCGCUGGCGCAAGUAUGGUCAAAAAGUCGUCAAAGGAAACCCUAAUCCAAGGAGUUACUAUAAAUGCACAGCUAAUGGAUGUACCGUAACUAAGCAUGUGGAGAGAGCUUCUAAUGACUUUACGUCCGUACUAACCACUUACAUAGGCAAGCACAAUCAUGAAGUACCAGCAGCACGCAACAGCAGCCACGUCAGCUCAGGGACCUUCCAAGGCGGAUUAGCUACUCAGACACACAACCACCAUGAGCACUAUCCAGUUCCACACAGUGGUUCUGAGGGACAGGUCACAGCCGACUCAUCACUGUUUGAGUUCAAGCCAUACCUGAGGCCUCCUUCAGGCUUCUCGGUUUACUACACGGGCGAGCUUUCGGAUGUUUCAAUGUCUGGUUUAGAUAUCGGACAAGAGAGGUUUCCCGGUCUGGCAGCCCCUGCCAUUGGCGAUCCAGCUGGUGCGAUGUUGCAGUUAGCAGCAGAGCCGAAGGUGGAACCAGUGUCACAACCUGAACUAGGAUUUUCUAGGAGCUCAUUGAUAGAUGUAAUGAGUAGAGUACCACAAAUAUGA
Molecule: messenger RNA, 1539 nt
Organism: Eruca vesicaria subsp. sativa (arugula)
Lineage: Eukaryota; Viridiplantae; Streptophyta; Magnoliopsida; Brassicales; Brassicaceae
Source: the annotation of a GenBank genome assembly